GGGCGGGCGGACAAGAUGGCGGACGGGGACAGCGGCAGCGAGCGCGGCGGCGGCGGCGGCGGGUUCGGGACCGCCCGCGGCGGGGCGGGGGGGGCCGGCCCGGCCGCGGGGCCCGGCGGCGGCGGCGCGGCCGGCCCCGAGCAGGAGACGCAGGAGCUGGCGUCCAAGCGGCUGGACAUCCAGAACAAGCGCUUCUACCUGGACGUGAAGCAGAACGCCAAGGGCCGCUUCCUCAAGAUCGCCGAGGUGGGCGCGGGCGGCUCCAAGAGCCGCCUGACGCUCUCCAUGGCCGUGGCCGCCGAGUUCCGCGACUACCUGGGCGACUUCAUCGAGCACUACGCGCAGCUGGGCCCGUCCAGCCCCGAGCAGCUGGCGCAGGCCGCGGGGCCGCCGGGCGAGGACGGCGCCGGGCCCCGCCGCGCCCUCAAGAGCGAGUUCCUGGUGCGGGAGAACCGCAAGUACUACCUGGACCUGAAGGAGAACCAGCGCGGGCGCUUCCUGCGCAUCCGCCAGACCGUGAACCGCGGCCCCGGCGGCCCGGGGGGGUUCGCGGGCGGCCCGCCGGGGCUGCAGAGCGGCCAGACCAUCGCGCUGCCCGCGCAGGGCCUCAUCGAGUUCCGCGACGCCCUGGCCAAGCUCAUCGACGACUACGGCGGCGAGGAGGACGAGCUGGGCGGCCCCGGCGGCGGCGGCCCGGGCGGCGGGGGGCUCUACGGGGAGCUGCCCGAGGGCACGUCCAUCACCGUGGACUCCAAGCGCUUCUUCUUCGACGUGGGCUGCAACAAGUACGGCGUGUUCCUGCGGGUCAGCGAGGUGAAGCCGUCCUACCGCAACGCCAUCACCGUGCCCUACAAGGCCUGGGCCAAGUUCGGCGGCGCCUUCUGCCGCUACGCCGAGGAGAUGCGCGACAUCCAGGAGCGCCAGCGGGACAAGCUCUACGACCGGCGCGCCGGCCCGCCGGGACCCGGCAGCGGCAGCGGCGCCGGUGACGACUCCGACGGCGACGACGUGGACGACGACUGAGCCGAUCGAUCCCCCCAGCCCUCGACCCCGACGCCGGCCCCCCACCACCCCCCCCGAGCCCCGGGGCGAGCGGGUCCCCGAUCCCCCCUCCCAGCGACGGGGCACAGGGGUCCCCUGACCCCCCUCCCCGCAACAGCGACGGGGCCGAGGGGUCCCUGAGCCCCCCUGCCCCCUCCCAGCGACGGGGUGAAGGGGUCUCCAAACCCCCCCCCGGGUCUCCGCUCCCAGCAACGGGACGGAGGGGGUCCCCGAGCCCCCCCCCCCCCCAGCAGCGGUGGGGCACGGGGGUCCCCGAGCCCCCCGCGCCCCCCCCUCCUGCCGCCACCGGAGAGAGAGAAACCGGCCCGACCGUGCCGCUGCCCACCCCCGGCCCCUCCCCGGCUCCCACCGUGGGACCCCCGCACCCCAGGACUCGCUGCUUUGGGGGGGGGACGGGGGUCACCCGCAGCCCCCUCCCCUCCCGGUGCCCCCCACCCAAACCAGCACGCCGGGGCCCCGGGGCCGAGCGGCGGCGGCAGCGCCGGGGGCGGGGGGGGGGGGCAGCGGAGGCACCUUGGACCAACGGCCGUUCCCUCGGCUUGUGAUUUUCCCUUCAUUUUCCUUUUUUUUUUUUUUCUUUUUUUCCUAUUUUUCUCUUUCCACGAGUCUUUUUUUUUGGGGGGGUUCUUUUUGGUUUUUGGGUUUUUUUGGGUUUUUUUUGGUUUUUUUUUUUCUUCCCGGGAUGCAAACUCCAGGCGCCCGAACUGGAACCCGCCCCGAGCUGGCGGCUCCCUGACAAUUAGGGAAGAUUUCCUCGGUUUUGCCGAUUUCUGACCGUUUUUCCCCCCCCCCUCCCCGUUUCCCGCCGGGAAGGGGGAGGCGCCGGCACAAAGCACAAGGAAAAACUCGACGGGGCGAACCAUCUUCCCCUUCUCUCCAAAUAAGGCGCCUCCGGCCCCGUUUCACCAGGACCCGCCGGAAUCCGCCCCUUGGCUUCACCCAAAUUGGAUUUUCCGGCCCCAAAUCCGUGGCCACGCCCGGCCCCGGCACCUUGGGGGUGGAUUUUGGAGGUUUAUUGUUAUUUUUUGCCUCCUUUUGUCUUUUUUUGCCCCCCUGGGCCCGGCCCUGGCGCCGCCUGGUCCCUCCAGCCACCUCCUAUUAAACACAUUUUUCCACUCUCAAAUAGUCUUUUUUUUUUGUUUUUUUUAAUUCUUUUUCACUCCCUCAGCUCAGUCCUGCCCUGUACAGAAUUCCGGUUUUUCACCCCGUUUUCCCAUAACUCUGAACUCCAUCGCUCUCAUUCCAAAGUUUUGCCUCUUCUUCUCCAACGGUUUCACCACUUGUAGGACUUUCCUUUUUUUUUUUUUUUUUUUUUCCCUUUUAAUCCAUUUUUGGGAGCCCAAUCAGCUGCCUCCUUAAUUUAUUACCACGGAUCCGGCAUCUCCCUCUCUCCAUAUUUAUUGGGAAGUGAGGAACAGCCGCAGCCCCCUGGGGGACCCCCCACGCCGCUGUCCAUCUGUCCGUCCGUCCGUCCGGCCCCCUCCCGCCGCUCCCGCCGCUCCCGCUGCCGUCGCUCUUUUUAAAGGGAUUUUUAAAAGCGAAUUUCUUCCGUUUAUCCCGUUUUUAAGCCUUCUCCGUCGCAAAGGACCCGGAUCCCUCACUCACUCACUCGGGAGCAAUAGUCCUUCCUCGAUGGCCGAUGUGUCCUGUACUGUAUUUUGUACCCUCAGGCAGCUCUUUCCGGUGAAUUCCUGCUGUAUCCACCCAUCCUCCUGGUCCUGUGUUCUUUGCCACGGAGAAAAACCAUAAACCACGACGGCGACGACGGAUUUGGGGGGAAAAAAACGCUCCCAGCUCCGCGGGACUCACCGGCGUCCAGCCGCGGGACCUCUCCUUUUAUUUUUGAAGAGGAUGAGAUAUAUAUAUAUAUAUAUAUAUAAAAAAAUAUAUAUAUAUUCCUUUGGGUUUCUUUCUUUUGGCUGAAUUGCGGUGAUUUAGCCUUAUUUCUACUCUGGGAGAGCGGCGGAAUCGCUGCCGGCCCGGCCCAGCUCUGGGGAGCUGGCUAGAAAUACAUGGAAGAGGAAAAAAAAAAAAAAAAAAAAGGCAAAACCACCAAAAUCCAGUAAUAAACCCAAAAAAGCAGCUCCCGGCGUUGGCUCAGGGAGCCUUUCCCGGCCAGAGAAGCGCUGGAUCCAUGGACACAACCUCCCACAGCUCCAUUUGGGUGGGAAGAGCAGAGCACGUCGGGGGAAGACAGCGGAAAAAAACAGCCAAAAUGAGAUAAAAUAGGGAAAAAAAGGGGAUUUGAGGUGCCAGCGUGAGCGAGGGGAGCGGCCAUGGGGGAGGGGAUCCUGGGGGGCAGUUUUGGGGUUUUUUUUUCCUCUUGGAGCCCCCCAGGAGGCGUUGGGUGUUUCCCAGGAAAGCGGGACAACGCCGGCAUCUCCCCUGAACCCCCUUCCCAUCUCUGUGUGUAUAGACAUGGCUGUGUGUACAUAGCUCAGAUUCGGUUGGGUUUUGGGUUGAAUUCUGUAGAAAAUGGGCAAAUUGCUUUCUUUUUUUUUAUUUUAUUUUAUUUUUAAUCCACACAUAGGGGGAAAAUAUCCCGAAUUCCUGGUACUUCCAGCUUUGCUGCCCCAGAGGGGCUGAUGGAGAACGCGAUGAUGGCUGUACAGACAGAACAUUGGAAGUCUUGUACAAAGCCCCAAAACCCACUGGAAAAUACCCCAAAUGGCUGGGUCUGGAGCGGGUGGUGCUUCCAGGGCAAGUUCAAACAGCUUCAGUUCUUUUUGCCCUAAAAAACACAAAAGAAAAUUCGGAUUCUCCUGCCUUGUUUCCAGGCGAUUUGGGGGCAGUGGGGGGUGGUUUGGGGGGGCCGUGCCAGUGGCGGCUCCUCACAUCGAUGACAAAACCAACCCAGCCCCUCACUGGCCUCUCAUAAAAAAAGCAAAAA
Passer domesticus (house sparrow) is the source of this 3952-nucleotide messenger RNA. RefSeq names its product purine rich element binding protein B (gene PURB). Gene Ontology annotation, cellular component: nucleus. NCBI's taxonomy places the organism in Eukaryota, Metazoa, Chordata, Aves, Passeriformes, Passeridae. Gene Ontology annotation, molecular function: DNA-binding transcription factor activity, RNA polymerase II-specific; purine-rich negative regulatory element binding; RNA polymerase II transcription regulatory region sequence-specific DNA binding. The record is from RefSeq and is a predicted model, not a curated record. Gene Ontology annotation, biological process: regulation of transcription by RNA polymerase II. The transcript has a single exon. Bases 16 to 1023 code for a protein of 335 amino acids.